This is a messenger RNA of Protopterus annectens (West African lungfish), 2790 nucleotides long. It is a transcript of the gene MAT2A, whose product is annotated as methionine adenosyltransferase 2A. Gene Ontology annotation, biological process: S-adenosylmethionine biosynthetic process. Gene Ontology annotation, cellular component: methionine adenosyltransferase complex; cytosol. The coding region runs from base 163 to 1350 and encodes 395 amino acids. The record is from RefSeq and is a predicted model, not a curated record. The transcript is spliced from 9 exons. Gene Ontology annotation, molecular function: ATP binding; methionine adenosyltransferase activity. NCBI's taxonomy places the organism in Eukaryota, Metazoa, Chordata, Ceratodontiformes, Protopteridae.
AGUUUUGAGUUUUUAGUCGGCUGCUGCUGAGGGAAAAUUGCUUAAUUAGUUGGUAACAAACAGUAACAAAUAACUGGGAUUAUUUCGCUGCAGUAGUCAUAAAAAAUCCGUCUGUUUGGUACCAACUUCUCGUAAAGCGCCAUAAACAAAAUCGCUAACAGUAUGAACGGCGGACUGAAUGGUUUCCAUGAUUGCCUGAUUGAAGAAGGCAGUUUCCUCUUUACUUCUGAGUCUGUGGGAGAGGGUCAUCCAGACAAGAUUUGCGAUCAGAUAAGUGAUGCUGUACUUGAUGCCCAUCUCAAACAAGACCCAGAUGCCAAAGUUGCCUGUGAAACUGUGGCCAAAACUGGUAUGGUCCUCCUUGCUGGAGAAAUAACUUCCAGGGCUACUGUUGAUUAUCAAAAGAUUGUUCGUGAAACUGUCCGGCAUAUUGGGUAUGAUGAUUCAUCUAAAGGUUUUGAUUACAAGACCUGUAAUGUUCUUGUGGCAUUGGAACAGCAGUCCCCAGACAUUGCUCAAGGUGUUCACCUAGACAGGAAUGAGGAGGACAUUGGUGCUGGUGACCAGGGUUUGAUGUUUGGAUAUGCUACUGAUGAAACUGAGGAAUGCAUGCCCUUGACUAUCGUGCUAGCACAUAAGUUAAAUGCAAAGAUGGCAGAGUGUCGUCGUAAUGGUACCUUGUCUUGGUUGAGGCCAGACUCAAAAACGCAGGUGACUGUCCAGUAUAUGCAGGACCGUGGUGCAGUAGUGCCUAUCCGUGUCCAUACAGUUGUGAUUUCAGUCCAACAUGAUGAAGAUGUCCCACUAGAUGAGAUGAGAGAUGCUCUUAGAGACAAAAUAGUGAAAGCUGUAAUACCUGCAAAAUAUUUGGACGAAGAGACAAUCUAUCAUUUACAACCAAGUGGGCGUUUUGUUAUAGGAGGACCACAGGGUGAUGCUGGUUUGACCGGGCGUAAAAUUAUUGUUGACACAUAUGGUGGUUGGGGAGCCCAUGGUGGUGGUGCCUUCUCUGGUAAAGACUACACCAAAGUAGAUCGUUCAGCUGCUUAUGCUGCACGCUGGGUAGCGAAAUCCCUGGUCAAGGCUGGUCUCUGCAGGCGCGUGCUUGUUCAGGUUUCUUAUGCUAUUGGAGUUGCCCAUCCACUUUCCAUCUCUAUUUUCCACUAUGGAACAUCUCAAAAGAGCGAGAAGGAGCUACUUGAGAUUGUAAAGAAGAAUUUUGAUCUUCGGCCUGGGGUUAUUGUCAGGGAUUUGGAGCUGAAGAAGCCAAUUUAUCAGAGGACUGCAGCGUAUGGUCAUUUUGGUAGGGAUGGCUUCCCUUGGGAAGUACCAAAAAAACUGAAAUAUUGAGUGUUAAGUCAUCUUCCCUUGGGACCUGAUUGCGUAUGUUACAGAGAAGCCUUCAGGCUCUUGAGGGAAGAGACCCCUUUUGUCUUUUCUACCCCAAUCUCUCUCUUUUCCCUAGAUAAACAGCUGUCUGGCUUAAUUAACCCAAGAGGUAAGGGACCAUUGGAAGCAUCCCAGCAGCUUUGCAGCCUGUUGGUUUGAUUGGAUUCUGUAAAUGGGCCUUUUGGUGGACAAACUGCAGUCUCUAAGGCACCAAAAGAGCAUUGUUCAGCAUUUACCAUUUUGGCACUUUGCAAAAAUUGGCACUUAGAGCUAACCAUUUUGUUCACUGUUCAUAGAAUUGCUGCUGCUGCAGCAGCACUGUUUUUAGAAAUUUGCUCUGAUAUUUGUAGGCUGGGGCUGUUGCUCUGGCAUAGGUUAUGGGUGUUGACUGCCUUUGUCCAGCUGAAGGUUCGAAUAGUAAAAUUAUUUGGAUACUGGAUCUAGUUUCAAAUUUUGCUGCAAUGAUACCUCUUUCUCCUCCUGUAUUGAAGUGUGAAUGUUUUGUAGGUCGGGCUAUGGCACUGUACUGCAAGGGUGGCAAGAGUGGAUUUGUACUGGUGUACAGACACACUAAUUAACUUCUACUUGGUGCAUACUAAUUUUAAAACUCCACUCUUGUUUCCCUUGCUUUUUUUUUUUCCCCCUUUUGGGAGGACGUACGUAAUAAGGUUUUAAACAGAAGCUAUGCAUUUGUUUCAGCACUAGCCAAACCUUGGUAUUUUUUAGUAUCUUGUACAGGCUCUGGUGGCUUUGUGACGUAAUACAGAGAAGUCCAAUGGCAACCAAGGUCUGUAGGCUGCACACUUUGGUACUGGAGUAUUUUCUUUAUAAGAAAGGUAAAUUCAGUUCUACACUGCACAGACAUAUAGGGUUUUUAGAAAACAUUUGUCUGAAAACCCUUUUGCUGCUAGAAUGCUGGUGUGGGUACAGAGAAACCAGCAGUCCAGCAGGGCAUGUGGGGGGAAAGCCUUUAUACUUGAACAUUUUUUCUUUCAAAUUACAUUUCUAUUUAUUGUACUCUGAAGCUAGGCGUACAUACAGAGAAGCCGUGGCUUUGGAUGGCAGCUUAUUUUAUUUUUUUUAAUACCACGAUUCCUGAAGUUUUUUCCAGCAUUCCCUGGUAGGCCAAAGGUGUCCUACAGAAAAACCUUGGGUGAAACCUCCAGGGGGUCUGGCUGGUGUUCAACACAAAGGGCAAAGCUAAGGGGAGCAGCCUAAAGAGGAGCAGAUUUGGCUGGUGUUGUACAGAGAAGCCAGCUUGUUUACAGGCUUUCCUUGUGGCUGCUUCUCUGAGCAUGAAGUGCCUUUUUGUUGCUGUUUUUAUUACGUAUGUCUGAUUUUUCUCAAAUCCCCACAUAUCUGCUUGUCUGAGGACUUGAAUAAAGUGUUAGGUUCUUAAGA